This is a messenger RNA of Passer domesticus (house sparrow), 389 nucleotides long. RefSeq names its product probable inactive protein kinase DDB_G0270444. The record is from RefSeq and is a predicted model, not a curated record. NCBI's taxonomy places the organism in Eukaryota, Metazoa, Chordata, Aves, Passeriformes, Passeridae. The transcript has 2 exons. Bases 151 to 378 code for a protein of 75 amino acids.
CCCAGCAAAGGGCACAACACAACUGUUGUUCGUUGUGUUCACAUGCUCUUCACCCUGCUCCUGCCCACUCUGCUUUUCACCUGCCCCCUGAUAACCCAUUCAGUCCUGAAAGGUCCUUAGUGCCUGGAUUUUGUCAUCCAGCCCUGCAGGAUGCUCCCAUUUCUCCUGAGGAUGGCUGUCCCAGACAGAGAGGAGGAGAUGGAGGUGGAUACAAAGAUUGAUACGGAGGAGGAGAUGGAAAUAGACGGAGAAGACGCUGGAGAGGAAGAGAUGGAUGUGGAUGUGGAGGAGGAAGAAGAGAUGGACGUGUAUGUGGAUGAGGAAGAAGAGAUGGAUGUGGAUAUGGAAGAGUCCAUUGAGGACAUGGAUAUUGAUUAAGAAGGUGAGGA